AUUUGUUGUGCAAAAAUCAAAAAGAAGAGACGAUCACGAAGAUGGCGACGGAGAGCUCUUCAGCUAAGAGAUGGCUUCCACUCGAAGCGAACCCAGAGGUUAUGAAUCAGUUUCUUUGGGGUCUGGGGCUUUCCCCUGAUGCAGCGGAGUGCAAUGAUGUGUUUGGAUUAGACGACGAACUUCUUGAUAUGGUUCCUAAGCCUGUUCUGGCUGUUCUCUUCCUUUACCCCAUCACCAAAAAGAGUGAAGAAGAGAGGAUCGAGCAAGACAAGGAAAUCAAGGAGAAGGUGCAUAGUGAUAAAGUUUACUUCAUGAAACAAACUGUGGGUAAUGCUUGUGGAACCAUUGGUCUUCUCCAUGCUAUUGGCAACAUUACCUCUGAAAUCAAGCUUUCUGAGGGAUCUUUCUUAGAUAAAUUCUUCAAAUCCACUGCCAAUAUGACUCCUAUGGAGCGUGCAAGGUUUCUUGAGAACGAUAGCCAAAUAGAAGAUGCUCAUUCUAUAGCUGUUACAGCUGGUGAAACACCGGCUACCGACGACGCAGACACGCAUUUCAUCUGUUUAGCAUGUGUUGAUGGUGAGCUCUAUGAACUUGAUGGAAGGAAAGCAGGACCAAUUUCACAUGGUGCUUCCUCUCCAGCUACCCUCUUGAAGGAUGCGACGAAAUUGAUGAAGAGGUUUAUUGAGAAGAAUCCGGACACGCUCAACUUCAAUGUGAUAGCCAUCUCUAAGAGAACCUGAGGUUUUUCUUUAAGAAGCAAAGAUCAGUAGUCUUGUUUCUGAGUUUAUGACUUAACUAUCCACGCAGAUUUUAUAUCUAGGUGGUUUCUGUUUUACUGCAUUCUGAAUCUUCUUCUUCUUUUUUGUUUCUGAAAUCUUACAGAGUUUAUGAUCAUGGUUUUAAGAGUGCAUUUCUUGUCUUAGAGAAACAUAUAAACCGAAUCAUAAUACAGCACGAUGUUUGGACUCGUC
Molecule: messenger RNA, 971 nt
Organism: Brassica oleracea var. oleracea
Lineage: Eukaryota; Viridiplantae; Streptophyta; Magnoliopsida; Brassicales; Brassicaceae
Product: ubiquitin carboxyl-terminal hydrolase isozyme L3
Exons: 9
Coding region: 42-740 (232 amino acids)
Biological process (GO): protein deubiquitination; ubiquitin-dependent protein catabolic process
Cellular component (GO): cytoplasm
Molecular function (GO): cysteine-type deubiquitinase activity
Source: RefSeq, a predicted model, not a curated record